Messenger RNA from Exophiala xenobiotica, 1814 nucleotides. RefSeq lists its product as uncharacterized. Gene Ontology annotation, biological process: amino acid transmembrane transport. Gene Ontology annotation, molecular function: amino acid transmembrane transporter activity. NCBI's taxonomy places the organism in Eukaryota, Fungi, Ascomycota, Eurotiomycetes, Chaetothyriales, Herpotrichiellaceae. The coding region runs from base 35 to 1753 and encodes 572 amino acids. The record is from RefSeq and is a predicted model, not a curated record. Gene Ontology annotation, cellular component: membrane. The transcript is spliced from 4 exons.
CUUCGCACUUCCUGCUUCCCAUCUCACAGUCACUAUGGCAGGCUUUCAUGAGAGGAACCCGGAUUCGCCUGAGAUGAUGGAGAAACCCGAUUACAACACCCAGCAGAGGACUCUCUCCCCAACGGACAGAGUUGACGUUCAGGGAACCCAGUUCCAGGAAGGCACUCAGCUUCAUCGAGGUCUCAAAGCUCGCCACAUUACCAUGAUUGCCAUUGGGGGAGCCAUAGGCACCGGUUUGAUUAUCGGUACAGGUCAGGCGCUGGCCCGCGCUGGGCCUGGCUCCAUAUUCAUCUCAUACACGGUCGUCGGCUUCAUCGUCUACCUAGUGAUGUGUGCACUAGGCGAGAUGGCCGCCUGGCUGCCUCUCUCAUCUGGCUUCACUGGAUAUGCGGCUCGCUUCUGCGAUCCCUCGUUAGGCUUCGCUCUCGGCUAUACAUACUGGUUUAAGUACAUUAUUGUCACGCCUAACCAGCUGACAGCUGGAGCACUCAUCAUCCAGUACUGGGUAGAUCGUGACAGAGUCAAUCCUGGAGUCUUCAUCGCCGUUUUCUGGGUCGCCAUUGUCUGCAUCAACUACUUUGGGAUACGAUUCUUUGGCGAAUUUGAAUUCUGGUUGUCGACUAUCAAGGUCCUUGUGAUUGUGGGUGUCAUCAUCUUGUCGCUGAUUCUCGCACUGGGCGGCGGACCUGACCAUGAUCGCAAAGGGUUUCGGUAUUGGAACGAUCCUGGCGCCUUUGCAGAAUAUAUCGAUACAGGCGCUACUGGUCGUUUCAUCGCCUUCUGGUCUACAAUGGUCACCGCUACGUUCGCCUACCUCGGCACGGAACUCGUCGGCGUGACAGUUGGCGAAGCUCAAAACCCACGCAAGACUAUCCCCCGCGCCAUCAAGCUUACUUUUUAUCGGAUCCUGUUUUUCUAUUGCCUCUCCGUCCUAUUACUGGGCAUGCUGGUCCCCUACAAUUCCGAAGAGCUCGCUUUCGCUACCAAGGCAUCGAGCUCGGCGUCUGCAUCUCCAUUCGUCGUUGCCAUCAAACUUGCUGGGAUCAACGCUCUCCCUGGCAUCCUGAAUGGCUGCAUCCUGCUGUUCGUCUUCUCCGCCUCCAAUUCCGAUCUGUAUAUUGCCAGCCGGACCCUGUACGGUCUUGCGAGCGAAGGAAAGGCACCUGCACUGUUUCGGCGGACCGACCAGCGAGGUGUGCCCGUUUAUGCGCUUGGCCUCUCAGCGGCGUUUGCCUUACUGGCAUUUAUGAACGUCUCCGACGACUCCAAAGUCGUGUUCGGGUAUUUUGUUAACCUUACUACUAUCUUUGGUCUCUUGACCUGGAUAUCUAUCCUGGUUGCGCACAUCUACUUCGUCCGAGCACGCAGGGCACAAAACGUUCCCGACACGGCGUUGGCAUUCAAGGCGCCUCUCGGUGUGGCAGGGUCCUGCGGAGCUCUAGCCCUUUGUAUCCUGAUUUCCCUUACCAAGAAUUUCAACGUCUUUACACACUCGGAAUCAUAUGGUGACUUCGACUACAAAAACUUUGUCACCGGAUAUCUGGGCAUACCUUUGUAUCUGAUCAUGAUCUUCGGGUACAAGCUAUGGACGAAAUGCAAGGGCGUUAAGCCUCGUGAGGCGGACCUAUGGACUGGCAAGGACAUCAUUGAUCGUGAGGAAGAGGAAUUUUUGGCAGCGAAGCGCGCAAAGGAGCUAGAAAGGGGCAAGGGUGGGAAUUGGUUCUACAGGACAUUUGUCUCGUGGCUUUUCUAGGCCAUGCCCAUUGUCAGCGAGGCCUUCAACAGGUGUGUAGAUAUGCAGACAUAGAUUACUC